GAGGUGGGGAAUGCGGCCAUGUUCGCGGCGAGCUCACGCGGGGCUCUUCUUCACUCGCGUCUCGCCGCGCCCUGAGACGCAGCUCCUCUCCCGUUACUCCUCCUCUGCCUCCUCCUCCUCUUCUGCCUCUCCGGCGGAUUCUUUUGUUUCAUUCACGCGAGCAGCAGCAACCGCAGAAAGCACAGAGCACCCAUUUGCGCGCUGCCGUUCCCAGCCACGUGGGGGGUGAAACCGUUGCCUCGCGUUGCCCGUUUCAGUUCUGCUGCUGCUGCUGCUGCCGCCUAAUUUAUCUCUCUUUUUAAAACACAAACACUGAAAUCCAUCGCAAUCAUGGACGCGACUGCGGGAACCGCGGCUCAGGCUUGCUGCUCCAGUGCAGCGGCUAUGCCGCAAGACCAGAAGCCGAAGGAGCAGAAACCAGGAAUGAUGCAGCAGCAGCAGGAGGAGAAGCAGGAAGAAAAGAAGUACGAGAAGCCUCCGAUCCCGCCCAAGUUCCGCAAGAUCGCCGUGCUGGGAUUCCCCUCUGUCGGGAAAUCUUCUCUGACUGUCCAGUUUGCCCAAGAUGAGUUUCUGAACUCGUACGAUCCAACCAUUGAAAACACCUUUAACAAGAUGCUGACUGUGGAUGGACAAGAAUUCCACCUGAAGCUGGUUGACACGGCCGGCCAGGAUGAGUACUCUCCGUUCCAGCAGUUCUACUCCUUGGAUGUGCAUGGCUACGUGCUGGUCUACUCCGUCACGUCCAACAGGAGCUUUCAGGUGAUCCAAACGAUCCAUGACAAGCUGAAGGACAUUAUUGGGAGAGUGCGCGUUCCAAUGCUCCUGGUUGGAAAUAAGAAAGACUUGAGCAUGGACCGAGUGAUAAGCUACGAGGAAGGGAAGAAGCUGGCCAACUCCUGGCAUGCGGCUUUCAUCGAGUCCACCGCCAAGGAGAAUGAGGCCGUGCAAGAGGUGUUCCGCCAGAUCGUACUGGAGAUGGAGAGAAUCGACAAAAACUGCAUGCGCUCCAAGUUCUCUUGCUGCGUGAUGUAGUUAGGCGCAGGUUUGCGCGUGGAUGCCCGCCCGGCCGUCACUCCGCCCGGCCGUCCCUCCGCCCGGCUGUUCAUCCACCCGACAGCCCAUUCAUCUGGCCGCCAAUUCACCCGGUCGCACAUCCACCCGGCCGCCAAUUCACCCGGUCGCACAUCCACCCGGCCGCACACUCCAACCACCACUUGACCACUGGCUCACGACUGUCCACUCACAAUUGGCUUCGCUUGAAUUGCAGAGGCAAUUGCGAGCUUCCCCAUGCUCACCAUUUGUCUCCCCCCCCCCCUCCCCCACUUCUACCCCCCCCGCCACCCCAGUUUCACAUUACAAGGAUCAUCAAUCGGUCAUGGAUUGCUUAGCCGGUGGCUCUGCUCCUCUAUGGAAGGCCUACUUUCACUGCUCGCAGUGAACACUGUUAUACAGGCUUUGCGUUUUUCAGACAAGUUCCUUGACCAUUGCCACCUUGUAUGGCAGGUCAAAACCGCACACGCGGUCUGUGUGUGUGUGUGUGAGACUGAAUCAAAACCAGCCGACUGGGUCUGUGGUUGCGUGCAUGCGCGAGUGUGUGGUGUUGCGUGUGUGCUGGAUGUCGGCGUACACUAAGACAAAAACCGCUGCUUUACCAGUCGUGAUGCUGGAUCAACACUCGCGUGUUAUUCUACACGCGCACAGCAGCAGCGUGUCUGUUGCCAUGAACGUUCAGGAUGGCUCUGGGUGUAACGGCUCUUGGUGAGGAUUCUUGCAUAGGAUGGGCAGUGAUGUCCUAGUUGGUCUCGCACAGCUGAUGUGUUAUGAUUAGGCAGAGACUGUUACUCUCGCACCCCCCGCCGCCCCCCUCCUGUUUGUAAGACAUCUCACCAACAGCCUCCAGCCCUCCGCCUGCCUUUAUAUCUCCACAACUUGUGACCUCAUUUUUCUUUUUUAAAUGUUUGUUUGGGAAACCAGUUAAGGAGAAACCUGGCUACAUCUGAAAUACCUUGUUGGGGGGGUGGGAUGUUUUUGGGAUUUCAACCCCAUACAACCACAACCGCUAGCUGCUACUUGAUGAAUUCUGUGGUUCACAUCAAAAUACAUUUCAUUUCUCCAGGCACAAGUGCUGCCUCUCAAAACUGUUUAGCAGACUAAUUGAAUCAAUGUGAUUGAAUCUUGAGUUUAAGUAGAUUCAUUCCCACUGGUGCCCACAGCGUCACUGCUUGAAGGUCGUGAUGACACCGAGGACGCUUUAAGGGUAGCCGUCUUCAGCAAUUGCCACCAUGAAUUUUCGUGCGAAUGUUGCCAUGAUGUGUCACCUGCAGCCCAUUUUCCACGGGGCACUGGUAACUUGGAUUGGUGGUGGCACAGGAAAGGUUCCAAGUCGCAAUUAUGUCUAGCCAAUGAAAACACCCUUUUGUUAAUUAAAGUGUAUUCACUAUGAUUAGUCUACCGAGUAACACACCCUUGCGUAAUCGAGUGCAUCCUCUGCAAACGAACUGGAACUUGCUUUUCCAGUUUCCCGCAAGAUUUCGGCAGUCAGUUUUUGCCAUGGUUUUGGCAACUACGUGUUUGUAACAACAGGAAACGGUGUGGCAAAGUUUGUCAUAAAAUCCCCUUGUCACGUGGACCUUCAGGAACACGGCGAUGGACACGUCCUCUAAGAAUCAAAGUUUACACUUCGGUUGAAGUACCGUUUCUCCUUGACUCGCGCCCCCACCGUUGUUAGUUAGGACCCCCUGCCCUGCGUUGCGUGGUGGUGCCUGUACGGGUCGCUCCCUUGUAGACGGUAGUUCGGAUUGCUGCUCCCCUGCAGCUGAAACGAGGUAAAUAAGACUCUGUGGUCUCCUUUCCCAGCAGGGCCACGCCAGGAGAAUCCACAUGCCUCCCUCUAACGACGGGAUGGUGCAGGGAUCACUUUGGCUUUCCCUUGCCAUCCCCUCCCCCUCCCCUCCCAGGGUUUCGCAAACUUUGUCCCGUGACCCACGACGGCGCGCAUCGUCCACGUGUGCACCAGUCCUUCGGUUAAGCGCAGAUAAAGUCGUCGACUGCACGCGCCUGGCGAUUGCAAAACAAGCCGCACGUGACGCGAUGGAAAUUUUACAUCGCUGUCCAGCGCGUGUGUGUGUGUGCGCGCACACGAGUCCCCCGGUAUUGGCGCUGUUGCCGUAGGGGUGAACCAAUGCCGGGGUAGUGCGUGCAACAUGUUUGGUAAACGUCAGGUGCGUGUACAGCGCUGAAUUUGAAGGGGGAACGGGGUGGACACGGUGCGUUUUGUGGUGGCCCGCGAGGACAGGUUUGGGGAAAAUGCGGCGUUCCACGUUUGACGGAGCGCGCAUUGGCUUUGCCAUUACGGUGGCAAGGUGGGCGGGGAGGCAUGUGAUUUAACCUGUGUGGAUUUGGGGAUGGGACCAUGAACCCAGAGACUUAUAAUAAUUGCUGCUUGCCACCGAAUGUUAUUACAUGUAUUUUGCCGUAUUAGUUAAGGUUCGUUUUUUUUGCUCGUGUAUUUUUUUGUUUGUGUUUGGGGGGCCAAAUUGUGAAGGGUUUGACAGUGUAGUCUUAGAAUAGUUUCACGUUUAUUUUUUGUUACAAUGCGUAGCGUUAGUUGCCUCCGUUUGUUUGAUUAAUGAUGUCCGUUCGCAACUUGAAGGACCCUCUGAUUGCCGACUUGACUUGUCCAGGACUAAACGGGGAUGAAAGGUCUCCCAAAGUCACCUGUGACCAUUUUUUUUUAAAGUGCACAUUUUGAUUGGCUGGGAAAUACAAAAGAUUUAAGACAAAAAAAAAUGCAUUCUUGGCCAUCUGCCAUUCUUUGAUCUGUGCAAACACGUGUGGUAUUAUGUUAUAAUUUGCAUGGAUUAGUUUACGUAAUGUGAGAACGUUAAGCUUUAUGUAUUAAAAUAAAACACAACCUUGCAGAGGUACACAUUUUUUUUUGUAAAGAAAUGGUGAAAAAAACUAAAAAAUCAUUACUUGGUUUACGCAUAUCUCAAAAAACCCGGAGUAUUUUCACGAUGGGACUGUGCAGUGAGUGUCCGUUAGCAUGUGCAUGGGACACUGGUAAGUUAUGAGGGUCGCUCGUAGAUGAGGGAGCAGAGGAUAACGGAGGUGAGUUUUGUACCUCUAGUGCUUGAAAUAUGCCCCCCAGAGGGGCAUCUCUUAAGUCACGUGUUGCGUGGAAUGUCAUUUAAAUCGCCAACGCACGGAGAGGCGUAACCAUGCAUUGCUUGGGUAUUGAUCCUUGGCCUUGUCGUGCGCGUAAUAAUCUUAUAUUUUUUACCCUGUGCGUUGUGCAUGAAACUGACGUGUGACCUCCCCGCAGACACCAGUGGCCGCUGUCAUUUCCUCGAUGAAUAGUCGCGCCUCUGCACGCAGUGCAAUUCGUAUGACAAUAAAUGCUUGAAUUUAACUGUUAGUCGAUGACGACCCCUUGGUAAGGACUUGCCUUAUUUCCUUAUUCUAUAGAAGAAAUGGGAAAAACAAGCAGCCUAUCAAAGCACAAAUGUGGUUUAUUUUAUAUAUUUUUUCUGUGUCUUUGGUUUUGUAUUUAAAGGAUUUAGCGUGAAGGUUUGCCCGGGAUACGUCUUCUGUGGAGAGACGUGGGUUUGGUUCUUAGGACCCUGGUUUACGCGAUGGAAAUAAACCGCCUUAGGUGCAACCAAUGUGACUAAACUGUAAAAAAACAGGGUAAAUCAGUUUCUUUUCGAUCUUUUAAAAUUGUAAGCGAAUUUAAAAGUUAACCAGUUUCGCAACUCGUGUGACAAAAUUAUUAGUUAACACUGCUGGCACAAGCGCACAACAAAACAACUUAACAUUCGUCUAACGCCGCCUUAUAUUAGCCAACGUGCUAUGAAGAAGGGCCAUUGCCCGAAACGUUGCCUGUAUACUUUUCCUUUUAAAGCAAUGCUUGUCGCGGGAUACGUUUUUAUGUUACCGUAUUAUUUGCAUACAUUUCAGAUGAAAGACGUAUGCGUGAUUUAGUCGCCUGUAAAAAAAAAAGUUCCAGUGUAGCGGAUUUGACUGCUCUUUUAGAGUUCAAUUCAUUUUGCAGAACGCUUCAAAUUCUAUGAGACGCCGCAGAAAUGCAACCGGUAUCGUGCAACCGAUUUGACUGAAACCAGUCUGUGUCUCGCAACCAGCGCUGUGGGUAUUUCACAAAACUGUUUUGUCAAAACGGUUUGCAUGAAACCGGAUCGCACGGUGACGCGCGGAAAAGAGAAAUUAUUCGCAAGGUGCCACUGUGCCCUAAAACCGAUGGAAUUUAAAUUGGAUCCGAUGCGUAAUCCGUGACCGAACGUCCGCACACUUCCUCAUUUCGUUGGUGAAAUUUGGUCGUCUCGGAUUUUUUUUUUUGGCGGCGCGGGUGCGGGGUGUCCGAUUCUCGCGUGGUUGCUGAAUGUCGUGUUUUGUCGUCACGAUUCCCGCCGACAACGUGACCCAUCGUUGACGUCGUUUACCACCAACGAGUGUACAUCGCCAGGGCUGACUCGUCCCGUUUGUUCUUUUUUUGGCCGUUUCGUCCAAACGUGAAUGUGUCACUACUUCCUGUGACGACACCGCACGUGGCUGUUAUGGCUUGGUGUUGUUUGAAUCUGUGCGGUCUAACACUAUAACCCAGCCUAUAGAGUCCUCCAACCCCCCCAUACAAUUGAGGUGUGGGGGGGGAGAGACGAAACGCGUCGGUGUUCGGGCUGGCGCAGGGUUCUUGCUACCAACGCGCAUUCGGGUCUCCGUCUCGGACAUUUCGCUUCUCUCGCGUCGUGCGUGGACGAUGGUGAAAUGAAUAAUUUGAAAGAAGGAAAAAACUGUGCGCGUGUGUGUGUAAUAUAGGGUCCGCCAAAGAAAUGCACCUGUCCCGUUCUGUCCAGGGUCUCGAAGUGAAUCUUGAUCAACACUCGUAAUGCUUUCUCGUCUCAACAGAGGUGAAGCGUGUUACGAGUGAAGAUCAAGGGGUUUAGUGAAACCGAUAUGACCAAGGCGUGCAUGUUAAGCCCAAUGUUAACCGAACGUAUGAUGCAUCCUUGAAUUCAAGUGACAUGGUUGCAUGACGAUUGAUGUCUUCUGAGACACACGUGUAACAUGAUGAUGUACAAGAAAUGUUGAUUCCUUCACCCAGCAGUGGGUCGGGCAUGGCUGCUAAUGAUGAUAAUGGUUUCACAAGUUAUAUUUUGUGAGUCGAGUAACAUUCUUGCUUGCACGUGUCUUCAAAAACCCGUCCACGGACUUGAAUAUUAAAACUCAUUAAUUUCUAAGUGUGCAAGUUACAGCUCGCCCAAAGGGAAGGUAGUAAUUUGGAAAUGUCACUUCUUAAACCAUUUUCAUCAAUCUUUUUUAAAGCUAUAUAUAUACCACAUUCUCCGAAUUGUAAAAAGCUCCGGAAAUUAAGACGUGCCCGCAACGCUCCCCACCCCGAUGUCAUGAAGGGCAUCACAAAUCUUGAUCACGGGCACACGCCAAAUAGUAUUCUUAGAUGAGUGGCCACCUCUCUAAUUUUGCCUUUUAAAUACAGAGGGAACGGGUGCGUCUUAUAAUCGGGAGGAUGUGGUAUAAUAUACAUGUGAUAGUAAUAAAGGGUGUUGUCAAAACGGUUGCACUGAAGUGUGUGUGUUUUGUGUAUGCCGGUGUUUUUCGCUCAUUUUCAGAGGACGGAGGCGGUGGGGGCCCUUUAGCCGAUAAGACAUCAUCAGUGCGAGGGCCGCCACAUUUGAAACCAUUGUGGUUUGACAGCAGCAACAGCACGAUGAUGAUGCUGCUGUCACAUUCGUGUGUUGGGGCCGCCAGUGGCGUGCGGGCCUUCGCAAUGACGAACACUGGUGCGUGAUAUGGUGAAGUGGCUGUAACUUGUCGUUUUUGAACCGUAACGCUAUGGCAGCAGUGCCGAGGGGACCUGCUGUGUGUGUGUGCAAUAGGGCGCGCUGCUGUUACCUCGCACGCAUCUGUCGACUGGCUGUUCUGGAACAAUUGCCCGCUUCUGAACAAAAAAAGCACAGUCUGUAAAAAUAGUUAUGUUCUUUGAGAUCACGGCGAUGUCGGCACAACCUUUACGGUGUUAACUGCCUACUGGAGUUGCAAUCCAGAAGUCUCAGCCGAUUACAUUUCCAUGCGAUGGAGUUGCAACAACGUGGACUUUUUGUUGUCAAGCAGCGUCCAGUAACUGGGUCAUCGGGAGGUGGGGGGGGGGUAAAGUGUGAGUCCUGUCACUUCCGAAAUUAAUUGGAGGCCCUUCCGCUAAGCAUGGGCGCGAGCGAACAUUUGCAGGGCUGCGCUUUUACCUUGCACACGCAUACUAAACACGAACAAUGCGUAAGCCUUUUAACUGAAACUGUGUCCUUAACAAUGCAACGCCUUAAAUACUUGUUUAUCUCAUGCAGAGAACGGGUUUACUCGAUGUUUGUGUUCCGUGCGGGUUUUGGGUUUUUUUUCUCGCAACAAAUUCUAUUUUGUAAGCCUCUGGUGCUGAGUGUGAGCUCACCACACCAUUUGGGUGGUUUACCUGUCGAUGAUUCCGUCUCGAAUUAUCCCUUGAAUUACUGUUCAGCUACGUUUUGUAAUUUUGUUUCCACGUGUGAAGGGGAAGAGGUGUGUGGUGCCGUAUGUUGUUGUAUUGUUGUUGUACUGUACCUCUAAAUAAAAGUAGUC
Messenger RNA from Lethenteron reissneri (Far Eastern brook lamprey), 7641 nucleotides. Its product is annotated as GTP-binding protein Rheb-like. Lineage: Eukaryota; Metazoa; Chordata; Hyperoartia; Petromyzontiformes; Petromyzontidae. Gene Ontology annotation, biological process: signal transduction. Gene Ontology annotation, molecular function: GTPase activity; GTP binding. The record is from RefSeq and is a predicted model, not a curated record. Gene Ontology annotation, cellular component: membrane.